AUGAACCUUUUUGAUGUGGCUGAUUACUAUAUAAACAAAAUUGUGACUUCCCGAUCGAAAUUGAGCGUAGCUAAUGUCAACGAACACCAAAGGAUUAAGGUUUUACUGUUGGAUAAGAACACUACCCCUACAAUAUCUUUAUGUGCCACUCAAAGCGACUUAUUGAAGCAUGAAAUAUACCUGGUAGAAAAAAUAGAAAAUGAGCAACGCGAAGUGUCCAGGCAUUUAAGGUGCCUAGUUUACGUUAAGCCCACAGAAGAGACGCUGCAAUACCUCCUACGCGAGCUAAGAAAUCCUCGGUAUGGCGAAUACCAAAUAUUCUUUAGUAACAUUGUUUCUAAAUCGCAAUUAGAAAGGCUAGCCGAAUCUGACGACCUGGAGGCUGUUACUAAAGUGGAAGAAAUAUUCCAAGACUUUUUUAUAUUAAACCAAGACUUAUUUUCGUUGGAUUUGCAACCGAGAGAAUUUUUAAGUAAUAAAUUAGUUUGGAGCGAAACCGGGCUAACGAAAUGCACCAAUAGCUUAGUGUCUGUGCUUUUAUCCUUAAAGAUAAAACCAGAAAUUAGGUUUGAAGGAGCAAGUAAAAUUUGUGAAAAACUGGCCAAAGAAGUUUCCUAUGAGAUUGGUAAAAAUGAAAGAACUUUUUUCGAUUUCCCUGUGAUGGAUUCAAUGCCUGUAUUGCUGAUUUUAGAUCGUAAGACUGAUCCUAUAACUCCUUUACUUCAACCUUGGACCUAUCAAUCAAUGAUCAAUGAGUAUAUAGGCAUUAAGCGGAAUAUAGUUGAUUUAUCGAAUGUGCCUAAAAUUGAUAAAGACCUAGAAAAGGUCACUCUAUCAUCGAAGCAAGACGCUUUUUUCAGGGACACCAUGUAUUUGAAUUUUGGAGAACUGGGUGACAAAGUAAAACAAUAUGUGACCACAUACAAAGACAAAACACAAACUAACAGCCAAAUAAAUUCCAUUGAGGAUAUCAAAAACUUUAUUGAGAAGUAUCCCGAGUUUAGAAAACUAUCCGGAAAUGUGGCUAAACAUAUGGCUAUAGUUGGAGAAUUAGAUAGGCAGUUGAAGAUAAAAAAUAUAUGGGAAGUUAGUGAAAUAGAACAAAACCUAUCUGCACACGAUGCUAAUGAAGAGGAUUUCUCCGAUUUGAUCAAACUAAUACAAAAUGAAACUGUUGAUAACUAUUACAAAUUAAAGCUUGCAUGUAUUUAUUCUUUGAACAAUCAAACCAGCUCAGAUAAGAUCCGUCAACUAAUUGACGUUCUAACCCAACAACUUUCUCCAGAAGACGUGAACUUUCUCCAUAAAUUUAAAUCGCUUUUCAACCGCCAAGAUAAAAGGACUCAAAGCAAAAAUGAUAAAGACGACAUACUGACUGAACUGGCAAGAAGAUUUAAUAGUAGAAUGAAUUCUAAGAGCAACACUGCUGAAAACGUCUAUAUGCAACACAUUCCGGAAAUUUCGUCAUUGCUAACAGAGCUCUCCAAAAACGCGUUAUCCAAAGAUCGUUUCAAAGAAAUAGAUACUCAAAGUCAUGGGGUGACCAGAACUCAACAGAGCAAAGACAUACCUCAGGAUGUUAUAUUGUUUGUUAUUGGCGGUGUAACUUAUGAGGAAGCAAGGUUAGUUCAUGAGUUUAAUGGAACGAUGAAUAACAGGAUGAGGGUGGUCUUAGGAGGUACCUCUAUACUUUCAACCAAAGAAUAUAUGGAUUCCAUCAGAGCCGCAAAAUAA
Saccharomyces paradoxus is the source of this 1734-nucleotide messenger RNA. RefSeq names its product Vps45p (gene VPS45). Lineage: Eukaryota; Fungi; Ascomycota; Saccharomycetes; Saccharomycetales; Saccharomycetaceae. The record is from RefSeq and is a predicted model, not a curated record. Gene Ontology annotation, biological process: vesicle-mediated transport; intracellular protein transport. Gene Ontology annotation, cellular component: Golgi membrane. Bases 1 to 1734 code for a protein of 577 amino acids. The transcript has a single exon.